Dentiscutata erythropus is the source of this 891-nucleotide messenger RNA. The record is from the annotation of a GenBank genome assembly. NCBI's taxonomy places the organism in Eukaryota, Fungi, Glomeromycota, Glomeromycetes, Diversisporales, Gigasporaceae.
GUUACUGUUGGUAAUGUGAUAGGACCUAGGGCUUGUCAUUCGGCAGUAUUGAAUCCGGAUGGAUAUGUAGUUAUAUAUGGUGGUGCUGAAAAUAAUAAGGUACCAGAACCAUUGUUAGCUACGUUGGAUACAAGUAUAAAUGGUCCAGUAAAUCAAAUAUCGGUAAUAGUCCGUCCGCCAGCGCAUACAUGCCAUAGCUCAUCAAUAUAUAUGAUUACGGAAUUUGUCCCCUUCCCGGUUAAAAAAGUAGACUUACAAGAAUAUAUCAAACAUAAUGUUAAAAAAGCUAUAAAACCUGAUUCUUUGAAACAAUAUUUAGGUCAUAUAAAAACUCAUAAUAUUGCUAUCGGUGGUGGUUGGAAUUUUCUUGAAUUCGAACCGAUCAUAGAAGAAGGUUUACGUAGACUAAAUGAGGAUAAAAUUCUGACUUCGGACGAAGCUCAUGAUGACGCAAAUAACACUAUAGAUGAAACUUUUCUUCCUGUUGAGCCUCAUACUGACACAAAUGAACAAUCUACCGGCUAUGAUUUGAGUACCAAUUCUCUCUCACAACUUGAGCAAUAUCUUUCUCUUUAUGAAUCUGUGGCUUCUACCCCUUAUGAUUUACAGCAAGAUCCUUUACAAGCAUGGUUGGAUCUUGAUCAGCUUGCUCACUUUCAAGAGGACCAAGCUUUUUACAAUAAUGCAAUUUUAACACAACCAAUGAAUCUCCAAUCUGAGCAUUUCUCUGACGAUAUCCAGGACUCAGAAUUAGAACUAGAAAAUAUAAUCCAAGUAUUUCAAAGGUUUAAUAGCCGCAUUGAGAAUAAGAUGGAAUCUAGAAAAUUAGAUGGAGAAAAGGGACAGACUGAAGGAUUUUUGGUAUCAAUUUAUUUCUCGUCAGAAAAUUGA